This is a messenger RNA of Adineta steineri, 3234 nucleotides long. NCBI's taxonomy places the organism in Eukaryota, Metazoa, Rotifera, Eurotatoria, Adinetida, Adinetidae. The record is from the annotation of a GenBank genome assembly.
AUGUCAUCACGUCGUUUAUCUCGUAGUCAAUAUGCUAUUCCAAAACAUUAUGAUGUUCAUUUAACAACUGAUCUUGAUUCUGGUCAAUUUUGUGGUUCAGUUAAAAUAGAUUUAAUUAUUGAAGAACAUAAUCAAACAUAUAUUAAACUUGAUACAUCUCAUUUAAUAAUUGAUCUAUCAUCUGUAUCAUUAAUAUUAAUAUCAUCAUUAACAAAACUUGAUUGUUCAGUUGAAUUUAAUGAUUUAAAUGAAUUUCUUGAAAUUCGUCUUUCAAAUAAUCAAACAUUCUCUAUGAAUAUUCCAUAUCGUUUAAUAAUUAAUUCAUUUUCCGGUCAUAUAACAACCCAAAAUCAUAUUGGAUUUUAUCGUUCAACUGUUGAUAUUUUAUCUUAUAAUAAUAAUCAUAAUAAUAAUAAUAAUUCCAAUGAAACGUCAAUUAUAAAAAAACAUUAUGGUAUAACACAAAUGUCACCAACACAUUGUCGUCGAGUAUUUCCUUGUUUCGAUGAACCAUCAUUACGUGCAACAUUUGAUUUAACACUGGAUGUUCCAAGACAUAUGCAUGCAUUAUCAAAUAUGCCACAACUUUAUUCUCAAGAUAAUCUAAUGAAUAGUGGAACAAAACGUAUACGUUUUCAACGUACACCAUCAAUGCCAACAUUUCUUCUAUGUUUUGUUAUUGGAGAAUUUGAUGUUCUUAAAAGUGAACCUGUUGAAAGAUUAAAUAAAGAUAAUGGAUUAUCUCCAAUUGAAUUAACAGCAUAUACAUUACCGGGUAGAAAACAUGAAGCGACAUUUGCAUUAAAUUGUGCAAGAAAAGCUUUACAUUAUUAUGCUGAUUUAUUUCAAAUUGAAUAUCCAAUGCCAAAACUUGAUCUUGUUGCUGUACCUGAUCUUUUCUAUCCAGCUAUGGAAGAUUGGGCACUUAUUCUUUUUAAAGAAGAAGAAAUGUUAAUAAAUGAAGAGCAUGCGAAUAGUAUUCAAUAUCGUAAUGUUUGUCAAUCAGUAACACAUGAAAUAGCUCAUCAAUGGUUUGGUAAUUUAGUAAGCAUUCAUUGGUGGAAUGAUGUAUAUGUUAUUGAAGGUUUUGCUAAAUGGUUUGAAUAUUUAGCAACCGACUAUAUAAUUCCUGAACAUAAUGUAUUUUCUGAAUUUUUUACUACACAAUUUGUACGUUAUUUUGAUUAUUGUGUUAAUAUUCUUCAUAAUGAAGCCGAUGAUCUUGAUGAAAAAGAUUUUUCAUUUGAAGGUUAUAUUUAUUCGAAAGGUUCAUGUUUAAUGCGUAUGUUACAUUUAUUUAUUGGACAAAAUGAUUUUCUUGAUUCUAUUCGAUUAUUUUUACAACGAUAUUCAUAUCGUACAGCAACUGCAAUUGAUUUUUGGACAUGUGUAGAAGAAACAACAAAAUUACCAAUAAAAAAAUUAGUUCAUAGUUGGUGUACAAAAAAGAGUUAUCCCGUUGUACAAGUUAAAAUAAUUGGACAUGAUGAAACAACAGGAAUUUGUGAUUUGGAAUUAAAACAAAUGAGUUUUUGUCGUGGUCAUGAACAAGAUAAAAAAGAUUCAUAUGAUAAAAAAAUAUCUUGUCAUUGUAUUAGAACAAAUGAUUUAAUAUGUGAUACAAAACGAGAUGUAAAUAUCUAUCAAUCAAAUGAAAAUGAUCAAAAUUGGAUUAUACCAAUAACAAUAUUAAAUAAUCAAUCGAAUUCAUCUCUAACAAAACAUUUAAUGACAAAUAAACAAGAAAUUAUACAUAUUAAUACAAAUUCAUUAAUAGAUAUUGAAGAACAAAAUAAUAAUAAUGAUGAUGAUGAACCAUUGAUCAAAAAACGUCGUGGAUGUUCAUCAUCAUCAUCAGUAUCAAAUUGGUUUAAACUAAAUGUAUGUUCAGGUGGACCCUAUCGAGUAUUUUAUUCAUCUGAUAUGUUAGAACAAUUAAUUCAAGCUAUUAAUAAACAAGAAUUAAAUACAUUUGAUAGAUUUAAUUUACAAAAUGAUAUGUAUGCAUUAGUUAUGGGUGGUUUUACAUCAUUAGUUGAUUAUUUAAAUUUACUUUUAAAUGCAUAUGUUAAUGAAUUAGAUGAUGAACUUGUUUGGAAAGAUAUUGAAAGUAAUAUUAUAAGAAUUGGAACAUUAUUAGAAUAUAAUAAACAAUUAUUUGAUUAUUAUCGACAAUUUGUACUUUUUUUUCAUCGAAAUUUAUAUCAAAGAAUUGGUUUUACAUCAUAUGACAAUGAACCAGUUGCACAAGGACGUUUAAGAUGUUUUCUAUUAGUUAUUCUAGGUACAAUUGGUCAUGAUUCAUCGAUAAUAUCAAAUGCUCGUGAACAAUUACUUGUAUAUUUGAAUAAUUCAUCAGCAACUGUUCUUUGGCCAAUAUGUGCUAUUGUAGCUCAUCAUGCAUCGGAAAAUGAUUUAAAUAAUUUAUUUAAAUUAUGGGACCAACGUUCACGUCGUGAUGAUCGUCUUCGUUGUGCAUAUGGUUUAUCCUAUGUUCAAGAUGCAUCACAUAUCGAUCGUGUAUUAGAUUUAUUUACAAUAAAUAAUAAUUUUAUACGUUUACAUGAACGUAUUGAAUGUUAUAAAGGUUUUUGUUUAAGUAAACAAGGUCGAUAUUAUUAUCAACGAUAUAUUGAAAAUAAUUGGUUAUUAUUACGAACAAAUUAUAAUGAUGAAUAUCUUGAAGCACUUAUACGUGAAACAUUUGGAUAUUUUUCAACAAAAGAUGAAGCAAUACGUAUUGAAGAAUUUUUUCUUUCAAAUGAAACAUUUAAUCAAAAAUAUAAAAUAAAUAUUAAAGAACCACCAGCAACACCAUGUACACGUAUAGCUGUACAUUUAUGUUUAGAUGAUAAUGAAUUAUCAACAAUAAAUAAAAGUAGUUUACCAUCACCUAUACUUAAUCAUCAUCAUUCAAUGAUUCCAAAUAAAGUUAAAGAAGUUGCUUCAAUUAUAGCUCAUACAACACGUACACGUGCUGCUUUACUUGAACGUGAUUAUGAUAGUUUACUUACAUUUUUUCAAUCAAAUACUUUUCCGAAUAUAUCAACUAAUGCAACUACAUCCAGUCAGAUACUUUCAGUUAAUACACCCAAUAUAUCAAAUAUGGUAUCAUCUUGUUCGCCAACAUUGACAACAAGUGGUAAUAAACGAAAACGACGACUUUCCUCUUUAAAUACAAGUACUUCAUCUCCGCCAGUACGCAAUCUAUUAGCAUCGGAUACAAGUGUUUAA